AUGGCGAAUCUUUUACUACAGGACCCGUUUGGGGUAUUGAAGGAGUACCCAGAGAAACUCACACAUACGUUGGAAGUUCCAGUGGCAGCAGUAUGCGUGAAGUUUAGUCCUAGAGGAGACUACUUAGCAGUGGGCUGUUCUAACGGUACCAUCAUCAUAUAUGAAAUGGAUAGUCUCAAACCGAUUUCCAUGCUAGGAACUCAUUCGGGAGCUCACACGAGGUCUGUUCAAUCUGUAUCGUGGUCCCAUGAUGGCCGUUACUUGUGGUCUAGCGGAAGAGACUGGUACGUCAAGCUCUGGGACCUUUCGCAACCCAGCCGAUGUUUCAAGGAAUACAAGUUCGAUGGACCGGUAUGGUCAUGCCAUAUAGUGCGAUGGAACCUGUGUGUUGUUAGUGUGGUUGAGAAACCUACUGCUUUCAUUUUGAAGUACGAUGAGUCGUCCGGAUUACUAAAUAGUUGGGCAUUGCAAAGCAGCGGCAAUGAAGAUUCGACAAAUAACUACGGGUAUACACUAGUGGCAUGCCCACAUCCAACAGUGGAGUCGCUUAUAAUAACAGGAUCUUCGAAGGGAUGGAUUCAAGGUUUUAAGUUUGAUUUUGAAACUCCGGACAACGAGAACGAGAGCGAGAGCGAGAAGGACGACCAAGGCCCAGAAGACCACAUAAGCAUCCAAUGCUGUUUCGAAGAGAAGAUUGCCAAUUCUAACAUCAAGCAAGUUAUCAUUUCGCCGUCGGGAACAAGAUGUGCUGUCAAUUGUUCCGAUAGAAACAUUAGACAAUACCAACUUCAGGUCCAGAUGGAUCCAGAAUCAGAAACAGGGCCUUGCUCGGUCACACUUGAGCUCGAACACAAGUACCAGGACAUGAUUAAUAGACUCCAAUGGAAUACCAUAUUCUUCAGCAACCAUGCAGGUGACUACCUGGUGGCCACGGCUCAUGGUUCUUCGGCACAUGAUUUGUACCUCUGGGAAACGGGCUCCGGAUCGUUAGUACGGGUGCUGGAAGGUGCAGACGAAGAGCUUUUGGAUAUUGACUGGAACUUCUAUAAUAUGCGCAUUGCCAGUAACGGCUUCGAAUCCGGCUGGGUCUACAUGUGGUCGAUUGUAAUCCCUCCAAAAUGGAGCGCUCUUGCGCCAGAUUUCGAAGAAGUAGAAGAAAACAUAGACUACCAGGAGAAAGAGGACGAAUUUGACAUCAUGGACGAUGACAACAACUUACAUGCGCUAACUGAGGCCGAAGAAGUUACCAUAGAUCUUUGUACGCCAGAGAAGUACGACGUAAGAGGUAACGAUUUGUCUAUUCCAAGAUUCGUUAUUCCUCUCGAUUACGAAGGUAUUUUGGUUCUACAAAACUGGGCAACGAACGCCUAG
Kluyveromyces marxianus DMKU3-1042 is the source of this 1371-nucleotide messenger RNA. RefSeq names its product COMPASS subunit protein SWD1 (gene SWD1). Gene Ontology annotation, cellular component: Set1C/COMPASS complex. The transcript has a single exon. Gene Ontology annotation, molecular function: protein binding. The record is from RefSeq and is a predicted model, not a curated record. The coding region runs from base 1 to 1371 and encodes 456 amino acids. NCBI's taxonomy places the organism in Eukaryota, Fungi, Ascomycota, Saccharomycetes, Saccharomycetales, Saccharomycetaceae.